Drosophila miranda is the source of this 1119-nucleotide messenger RNA. RefSeq lists its product as uncharacterized. The coding region runs from base 148 to 930 and encodes 260 amino acids. The record is from RefSeq and is a predicted model, not a curated record. The transcript is spliced from 2 exons. NCBI's taxonomy places the organism in Eukaryota, Metazoa, Arthropoda, Insecta, Diptera, Drosophilidae.
GUCCAGUCGGAGUUUAAUUCAGAAUCGAAAAGGUUUUCGUCGGCUUGAGAGCUUUGUGAAUUGUGAAAUUGUUGUUUGGAGUUUUGUUUGUGUUUCUCGAUUUUCAUUUUUCAUUUUUCAGUUUUCGAUUUUUGUUAUUUGUUCGAAAUGGACCUGGACCUCCUUUCCAGUAAGGAGUCGUUGGACAAGUGCGUGGAGUUUGACCUGCCCCCGGUCGCGGUGGGCGACAGCACCCGCGGAUGCAUCAUCCGUAACCAGCGCGUUGCCAUUUCGGGCACGUUCCAGAGCAAACCGAAGGCUGCUGCUUCGGCCAAGAAGAACGCGACUCCUGGGCGUGGCACCACACGCGGCGGCAACGCGACGCCCGCAGCGGAGACCGGGGGACGUCCGAGUCGCAACAGCAGCAAGCAGAGCGCUCCUCCUGGUCGUCGCGCGAUUUCCCAAGGCCUGGACAACCCACCCGUCCGGGGGCGCUCUGUGGGAGGGUACUCGCUGCGCAGUCGCAGCGCUGUGUCGAUGGCCAGGGCCAGAGUGCUGAUCACAUCCUUGCCAGGCGAACGGCGGGAGGAGGACGCACCCCAAGGCCGCUGCUACGGACCGCAGAGACGCCGCUCGUACCUGGAUCUGGACCAGGAUCUGGCCCAGCUGAACUGGACCGGCCAUCAGGAGGAUGCUGGCCCACGCCACCCAUUCAGCGGCUCGGCUCGUCGCCAGGGCGGGCGGGUGGCGCCUCUCCACCCGGGCACCCGCAUGGAGCCCGCCGGGCAGAGCCACUCACAGGUGUCCGUGCCCCCCAUGGCACACUUCCGUCGGCUAUGCCGCGCUCUGGAUCGUCACUACAGUCCCCUGUCGCACUUCCUCGUGUUCCUGGCUGGGAUGCUGGCCACUCUGCUGUGCGUGGCCCUGACGCCCGCCAACCAAUAUCUCUAAAAAGACUUGCACUCGAACACUGAAAGGGGCAGCGGUUUCCACAACGGGCUGCAGAUACACCAUACACUACGCAAGAUACACGACACACGAUACCGAUACGUGCUUGAGUUCCAUCGCCGAUCGAAGACUGUUCUGCCCCACAAAUAUUUGCAUUGAAUAAACGAGGAGGAAUCUCCUCAAAGAAUUCCA